CAGGAGAGCCCCGGGCUCCAGACUGAGUGCUAACCAUGCUGCAGCAUUCCCAACCAACGUCCAGCACCCUGCAGCUGGUGGCCAACGAUAUGACCGGCAUCAUGGACAAGCUCGACAGCCGCGAGCUGGACCUGGAGGACGGAGAGUACGACACGACGGACACCAACGUCGCAGCGGAGCAUUUGCCUUUCAAGGUGAUCUACCACACUGUGGGUUUCAAGGAGUCCGAGGCCAAAGUCUUCCUGUCCUCUCCCAUCACGGCCAAGAUCCUUGAGGUGGAGCGCUUCACGUCAGCUCAGGACCGCUUCAACAUCACCGCGCAGAGGAGUGUCAACAAGUCCCUGCCAGCGGUGUUUAAGAUCGAGCUGAAACACGGGGAGUUCACAUGGCUGGUGAAGAGGAAGGAGAAACACUUCAUGGAUCUGCACCGAGAGCUCAGGACGUACAAAACCUUCAUGAGGCUGCCGCUGCCGUCACGCAGCCACACAAUAAAGCGGCACCCGGGGGAGAGGAGCGAGGUGAGGCAGAUGCCGAACCUUCCCAGAGGAGGCCGAGACGAGCUGGCCAGAGAGGAGCAAGUGUCCAGUCGCAGGAGACAAUUGGAAGAUUACUUGAACAAGCUGCUCAAGAUGCCGAUGUACAGGAACUACCACGCCACGAUGGAGUUCAUUGAUGUGAGUCAGCUGUCCUUCAUCCAUGACCUGGGACCAAAAGGCCUAGAAGGAAUGGUGCUGAAGCGAUCCGGCGGCCAUCGAAUCCCCGGGUUGAACUGCUGCGGUCGCAGCAAAAUGUGCUACCGCUGGUCCAAACGCUGGCUGGUGGUGAAGGACUCCUUCCUGCUGUACAUGAAGCCGGAUUCAGGUGCCAUCUCCUUUGUGAUGCUGGUCGACAAAGAGUUCUGCAUUAAGAUGGACUCCAAAGACACGGAGACCACGCACGGUGUCCGCAUCGACAGCCUGUCCAGGUCUCUGGUGCUGAAGUGCAGCAGCUACCGACACGCCCGCUGGUGGGGUCAGUCCAUCGAAGGCUUCGUCCACAAGCACGGCUCGGCCUUCCUCACCGACCACCGCUUCGGAUCCUUCGCCAGAGAGGAAGAGAACAUCCCUGCCAAAUG
This is a messenger RNA of Paralichthys olivaceus (Japanese flounder), 1114 nucleotides long. NCBI's taxonomy places the organism in Eukaryota, Metazoa, Chordata, Actinopteri, Pleuronectiformes, Paralichthyidae. The record is from RefSeq and is a predicted model, not a curated record.